Periophthalmus magnuspinnatus is the source of this 5563-nucleotide messenger RNA. It is a transcript of the gene cemip, whose product is annotated as cell migration inducing hyaluronidase 1. The transcript is spliced from 29 exons. Bases 455 to 4507 code for a protein of 1350 amino acids. NCBI's taxonomy places the organism in Eukaryota, Metazoa, Chordata, Actinopteri, Gobiiformes, Gobiidae. The record is from RefSeq and is a predicted model, not a curated record.
AACCGAACCCGAAUGAGCAGCUCGAGUGUCCGUGUGCCCGGUGUGGACGGGACCGUGCACAGGACCGCCUCAGCUGUAGUCUGGGUUUGACAGUUCAGAACCCACAGGCGCGUUUUGGAGACACGCGCGCUCUCUGGGCGUGUCUUAUCUGAGCCGGAGUAAAUAGAGGCGGCGGGGUGUUGAGGAGGAGAUGGGGUGUUUGCGCGCUCGCACACCGCCUGCUCACUGAACAUCUGCGUUCCACCGCUAUCUCCGCCGCACCGUGCCGCCGGCAACUCUACUUCCCGUGCCGCGUCUGCCGCUGUCUCCUGCUGUCACUGCCGCUGUCUGCUGCCGCUCCACGAGGACUGCACGGCACGGAAGCUGUGUCCCUGCCCUAGUACAUCCACCUGACAGCAGCCUUUGGAGGGCCCUUGUGUCGCCCUGCUUGUCGGGCUUUGGACAUCCCACAUACAUGAAGACUAGUCUGCUGUUUCUGGGGGUUCUGCUGCUCCCUUCUGUCCGGGCAGUGUGUCCAGAUAAGCAACCUGGACUAAAAACAUGGCUACCCGGACACAGCGAGCACCAUCGUGUCACCAUCGGCCGUGGUCAGAAGGUCUUGCUCAGAGCUUCAGCCACAGUGCACUCCCUGGAGAUCCUGGCUGGAGGGAUGCUGGUGAUCGCGGACACUCACCGGCCCCUCCUGCUCAGGGCCAGGCACAUCUUGAUUGGGGACGGAGGGGAGAUGCACGUGGGCAGCCCUGACUGUCCUUACAGAGGCAACCUGACCAUCUCACUCUAUGGAAGAUCUGACGACCGGGACGUGGACCACAGUUACUUUGGUCAGAAGUACAUUGGUGUGGGGACAGGGGGCACUCUGGAGAUCCAUGGGGCCCCCAAACUCUCCUGGACAUUCCUCAACAAGACCCUGCUCCCAGGCCAGAGCAGCAACAACCAGAGCUACGAGUUCCAGAGGAGCUGGGGCCACCGUGGCAUCAUUGUGCACGUGCUGAGCCCCAAGACAGGACAGGUGCUGAGGGAUGACAGGUUUGACACGUACCGCAGUCAGAAUGAGAGCGUGCGUCUGGCUCACUUCCUGGACACAGUGGACCCGGGGCUCAUCGUGGUCAUGGUGGUCAACGACGAAGCCUCCAACAACCUGGAGGACACAGCCAAGAGCCGGGUGUCCCAGCUGGGCAGCAGACACAUCCGCACACUGGGGUUCAGACACCCCUGGACCCUGAUCGCAGUGAAGGGAGAGUCAUCGUCAGUGGUGGAGGACCACUCAGUCUAUCAGGGGACCAAGUCUUCAAGCGAGGCCCUCGUCUCCCGUACGUUCCACACCAGAGAGGGGCUGUCCUUCACUGUUACCGCCUCCAGUCAAUGGGUUCAAGAAACUGAGUGGACCGAGUGGCUGAGCAGAGAUGACCAGCGCGGCUCUGGAGACUGGGAAAAACUGGCUGACCUCCUCAAAUCCUUUCCCCAACAUCUCUGCCCAAACCCCCUGGACAUACAGGCUGAGACCAUAGAGGGGGUCCCAUCCAACCAGAGUGGAGACAUUAUCCACAAAAAGGACAAAGACUACGGCUUUGUGUGUCUGAACAAGGACCAGCCUCACGGGAUGUGCCAUGACUACCGCGUUCGCUUCCUCUGCCGCAAACUCGUGCGUCCUCAGGCUUACAUCUCCAUUGACUCCCAGUCCAACAGCAGUGUCCUGGACCUGGCCGACCCUCCUCAGGGCUGGGGCCCCGGGGACCGCAUCGUGGUGGCCAGUACAGACUACUCUAUGUACCAGGCUGAGGAGUUCACUGUGCUGCCCUGCCCCAGCUGCACUGCCAACCAGAUCAGAGUGGCAGGUACCGCGCAGUUCCUCCACACGGGUGAACUUGUGAAUGGGGUGGACAUGAGGGCGGAGGUAGGCCUGCUGACCAGAAACAUCCUGCUCCGAGGAGAGAUGCAGCCCCUGUGCUACGAGGAGAGCGCCUGCAAGUUCUUCAGCUUCGACACCUUCGGAGGACAUCUCAAGGUGGAGAGGGGUUUCCGGGCCGUGCACCUGUCCGGAGUGGAGCUCCAGCACAUGGGCCAGCAGACUAUGGGACAUUACCCCAUCCACUUCCACAUGAACGGGGAUGUGGAUGAGAAAGGAGGCUAUUAUCCCCCAACCUCUAUCCAACACGUGUCCAUGCACCAUUCCUUCUCCCGCUGCGUCACCAUCCACGGCACCAACGGUCUCCUGGUGAAGGAUGUGGUGGGCUAUGACAUUCUAGGACACUGCUUCUUCACGGAGGACGGCCCAGAGGAGAGGAACACGUUUGACCACUGCCUGGGCCUCAUGGUGCGGGCCGGGACACUGCUGCCCUCUGACCGUGACAGUAAAAUGUGCCGAGACAUCACCAAUGACUCCUUCCCCGGCUAUGUGGCCAACCCCCGCCAGGACUGCAGUGCCACCUCUACCUUCUGGAUUGCCAACCCCAACAACAACCUGGUCAACUGCUCCGCUGCAGGAUCUGAGGAAACUGGAUUCUGGUUCCUCUUCCAUCAUGUUCCCACAGGCCCCUCUGAAGGCAUGUACUCACCUGGGCGCACAGAGCUCACCCCAAUGGGCCUGUUCAUCAACAACCGGGCACACUCCAACUACCGGGCCGGGAUGAUCCUGGACAAUGGAGUCAAGACCACUAAAGCCAACGACAAGGACAAGCGCCCCUACCUGUCUGUGGUGGCGUCCAGAUAUAGGCCUCAUCAGGAUGCAGACCCCUUCAAACCUCGGGUUCCUGCUCGGAUCCACCGCUUCAUCGCCUACAAGAACAUGGACCAGGGGGCGUGGCUGAGAGGAGGAGAUGUGUGGUUGGAUGACUGCCAAUUUGCUGAUAACGCCAUCAGCCUGACUCUGGCCAGCGGAGGCACAUUCCCGGACGAUGACGGCUCCCACCAGCAAGUGGUGAACUCUCUGUUUGUGGGUGAGAGUGACAACAGAGGAAGCUUCCAGCCUGGCAGUGUGUGGGGCCCAGGGGGUAUAGACCUCAAGAGCCGCACUCUGCCCCGCGGCAUAGACUUCCCAUUGCGGGGCAUGCAGGUAUAUGACGGGCCAGUCCGUGUCCAUAACUGCACCUUUCGUAAGUUCAUUGCUCUGGACGGACGCCACACCAGUGCCCUCGGCUUCAGGAUGAACAACUCAUGGCAGAGCUGCCCCAACAACAACGUGUCCCAGCUCACCUUUGACCAGGUCCCGCUGUCCUCACGGCUUUUCUUCGGGGAGGUGGGCCCCUGGUUCAGUCUCAUGCAGAGGGAUGGGGACAAGACCACUGUCCUCCACGACACGGACGGAUCCUUGAGCCAGUACCCCGGAGUGUACCUGGUUAAAGAGGACAACUGGCUCCUGCGCCACCCCGACUGCAUCGACGUGCCUGAUUGGAAAGGGGCCAUCUGCAGCGGCCACUACGCACAGAUCUACAUCCAGAUCCGACACCCGGCCAGCCUGAUGAUGCAGAUGGUGAGGGACGAAUACCCGGACCGGCCCUUGACUCUAGAGGGUGCUGUAGCCAAGAAGAAGCACUAUCAGCAGUUCCAGCCUGUGGUGACUCUGUACAAGGGCUACACAGUGCACUGGGACCAGGCCGCACCCCAAGAACUCAUCAUCUGGGUCAUCAACUUCAACAAAGAUGACUGGAUCAAUGUGGGCCUGUGCUACCCCCCCGGCACCACCUUUACCAUUCUCUCCGACCUGCAUGACCGCAACACCAAAGUCACCCGCAAGACCGCCACCUACACCCCCAUCAGCAACAGGGACAAGCUGCAGCACCCACACCCGACCAGGGGCUACUACUACUGGGAGGAGCACACCGGACUGCUCUUCUUGCGGGUUCUAGCCCAUUACCACAGGGAGGGCUUCUCCUUCUGCUCGCUCAAAGGUUGUGAACGCAUAAAGAUCACCGCUGUCAUCCCCAAAAACAGCCCCCCCAGUAACUGCAUGUCCCAGGCCUACCCCCAUCACACAGAGAUCCCCAUGGUGGAAGUGCCCAUGCCCCACAAGCUGCCCGACAACAAAGUGCCCUCGUCUGACCACUUCCUGGAGGUGCGAUUAGAGUCCUACAACACACGCUUCUUCCACAUCAAGGACGAUUUCGCCUUCACUGAGGUGAAUGGUAAGAAGUGGUACCAGGCGGAGGAUGGCGUGCAGGUGACGGUGGUGGGCGGCCAUGAUGGGAAGGUGGUGGAGAGCACAGGGUUCAAGACGUCUAUUCUCCAGGGCAUCCCUACUCAGAUCCACAACUACAUCAGCCAGCUCCCAGACAGCUCGAUCAUCCUGAUGACCUCUAAGGGCCGCUUAGGAACCAGGAGCCCCUGGAUGAAGGUUCUGCACAUCCUGGGGGCCGACCCUUCCAUCAAACUCCGAGAGAAGUUCACCUUCAUCGGCUUUAAGGGCUCCUUUGUCCCACACUGGGUCCAUCUGGAGACAGACUCUGAGCGGGCCAAGAUCCACCAGGUCCUGCCUGUCCCUGUCUUCCACAUGAACAAGCUGAACAUUUAAGCUCCAGACUAGAGGCUCCUCAGACUGAAGCUAACUGGACACAACUGGUGUAAAAAUUCAUGUACAAGUACAGGUACAAGUAUAGGUACAAGUACAAGUACAUGUGGAUGCAGCAGAGCACUGGAGCUCCUCUGAACCAGAGCCUCAUGACCAUGUGUACAUAAUGUGUACAUAGUGUGUACAUACUGCACUUUGGGCUGUCUGUGAGGAGCAGCGCUGGCACCAGACUGUUGCAUACAGACAGCUACCCCGCUCCUCCUGACUCUGUCUCUUCAGGAGCAGUGGGGCUGUCCUUGUACAUAGGCUGUGAACACUGUCUCACAUUUCCCUUUAUUCCCCAAAUGAAGAAUGCAAUGUCCUGUCUGAGUGUCCUGUUCUGUCCGAAUGUCCCAUGAGUGAGGAACAACAAGAAUAUAUUGACUAAGAUGUGUAUUUUGCACUCAGUGGUCCACACACUUUAGGGGUUUCUAUGGCAACAUCCUGAGUACAUGACACUUUAUGCAAAUCUCCGCAUCUAAUAUAAAAGAAGCUAGCACUUUUUUAAACUUUUUGACCAGUCCAAAAUGUGUUUCCUGUGAUUCUUGAUUCAAUAAGCACAAAAAGAAAAGAAUCCUGAAAAGUGUUUGUUUAGGUAUGUAGUUAGUGUAUGUGUAGAAAAGAAAAAACAGAUGCACACCACAGUUCUUUGGAGCUGCCAAUUAGGUACGUGAGACAUGUCUCUCAGGUGUCCCUGCACAGGGACAGCCCUGUCCUAGGACACUUGUCUGUGUGUCAGAAAUCUCCCAACAUUCAACAUUGUCAUAGAAGUUUGGAGUGUGUAGAGAGAUUUGUUUAUUUGAAAAAUUCUAAAUCAUUCCAUUCUGAAAGCAUGUCCUCCGGGCCACAGCCGAAAUAGCUGGUCUUUUUUCGGAGGGGAAGUCGUAUGUUUUAGAGUAGCACAAAUUUAUUUUGUUUUUCUAAUUUAUUGUAAACCUUGGCCCUGGUGUAAAUGUGUGCUAUGUGCUGCUUUGCUCUUGGUUACUGUUAUAUAAGAGAAUCAACUUGUUAAACCAUUCU